Schistosoma turkestanicum is the source of this 5538-nucleotide messenger RNA. NCBI's taxonomy places the organism in Eukaryota, Metazoa, Platyhelminthes, Trematoda, Strigeidida, Schistosomatidae. The record is from the annotation of a GenBank genome assembly.
GUUUUUACGCUAGCUAUGUGACACAUUUGGAACAUUACUCUAUUAAUCCUCUGUUUUAACUAUCAAUUUGUCUUGAUCUAAUGCUGGCUUCAAUUCUAGUUGAUGUCCUUUACUUUCUGUAUCAAAUAUAACCGUACACACUAUUACUGACACUCCUCAGUACAAAAGGUACCUCUUGUCUAAACACAGACUAAACAAAUACUGAGGUUACAGUUACAAAACAUGUCUCGUGAAAUCGAUGACUCACUAUACAGCCGACAAAGAUGUGUUUUGGGAGAAAAUGCUAUGAAGAAAAUGUGUGAAUCUAGAGUAUUUUUGUAUGGACUUGGAGGUGUUGGAAUAGAAAUCGCAAAAAAUCUAAUUCUAGCUGGAGUUGGCGAAAUUCUAAUUCAGGAUCAUUCUUUAUGUUCUAGACAAGAUUUAGGCACUCAGUUUUAUGUGGAUGAAUGCAGUGUUAAAUGCUCGAAGACUAGAGCUGAAGCGAGUCUUGAUCAUUUAACGGCUUUAAAUCCUUAUGUUCGUGUAACUUUAGUGAUGGGAAAUGUAACAGAUAUUCGUUACCCUCUCUCUGAUCCUGCCAAUAGAACUAUUCUGAAACCAUUAAUUGACGAAGAAUCAUCCAAGAAAGUUGAUUGCCUGGUACUUACACAAUGUUCAUUGCAAAAAUCUACAUUGUUAAAUCUAUUCUGUCGAUCAAAUGAUAUCAAAUUUAUCUAUACAGAUGUAUAUGGUGUAUUCGGAAAUUUAUUUUGUGAUUUUGGCUCUAAUUUCACUGUUUUAAUGCCAAAUGAUGAACCAUGUAGAGAAUUUUUUAUUGGAAAUAUUCAAAAGAUAAACGAUAAAGAAUUAUCAGUCAAAGUACUUGGUGAUAAUCGUCAUCGCCUAGAAAAUGAUGAUAUCAUUCGACUCACUGGACUUAACAAUGUACCAGAGCUUAAUGAAAAGGAAUUUUCUAUCCAAGUAAAAUCACCUACAGAAUUGAUUAUUAAUGCAUCGAUGAACGAUAACCAAUUUUCCUAUUCAAAUGGUGGCGUUGCGAUUCAAGUUAAAAAACCACAAGUGAACACUUUUAAAACUAUGCUUGAACAAAUUGAAGAACCCAAUAUCAUGUGUGUAGAUUUCAGUGAACCUGAGGAAAGUUAUUUGUUACAUUUAACUUAUUUAACAUUGAUGAAAUUCAAUUUAGAAACUGGUCGUUAUCCUAAACCAUGGGAUGAAGAUGACUGGGUUUCAUUUCGUAAUCAAAUGUUCACAUUACAAAAGUUACACGCAUCAAAUCCAAUUAAAAUGAAUGAAUCAUUGGCUAAACGUUUAGUUUUCGCCAGUCAAGGUCAAUUAGCACCAUUAUGUGCUAUUUUUGGUGGAAUUGCUGCACAAGAAGCCAUGAAAGCGAUCACAUUCACAUUUACACCGAUUAAUCAAUGGCUGUAUUUACAUUGUGCUCCGAUUGUACCAUUGAAAAUGAAUAGUAAAUCAAGUGAAUUUCAAAAUUAUCUGUCAAGUCGUUAUGCUGCUUUAGUUCAAUGUGUCGGUGUUUCAAAUCUUCGAAAAAUUCAUAAUUUAAGUGUUUUCAUGGUUGGUUGUGGUGCAAUUGGUUGUGAAUUAUUAAAAAAUUUAGCAUUGUUAGGUGUAGCCACUGCUGGAUCAAAUGUCCAUAAUGUUGAUGAUGAUGUUGUCAGUCAGCAGCAGCAACAACAACACCAACACCAACCAGAGCAAUCCAAUGGCCAACCAAUCAACAACAACUCCGGACAAAUCGAAUCCAUCUGUUCAACAAUGAUCAAUAAUCGUUGUCCAACUAUUCUUGUCACUGAUCCAGAUCAUAUUGAAAAAUCUAAUUUAAAUAGACAAUUUCUAUUUCAAUCUUGUCAUAUUGGCUUGUCAAAAAGUCAAAUAGCAUGUGAUAUAGUGAAAAGGAUGAAUCCCAAUUUGUCGAUCAAAUCAAUGUCUGAUAAAUUUUGUCCAACUACUGAAAAAUCGAUUUUCACUGAUGAAUUUCUAUUACAAGCCAUCAAAUGUACCACUAUUAAACAACAAAUCAAGAAAUCCACUUCAGCGCAAAUUACUUCACAUCAACCAGGUAUUAUAUUAGCUGCUUUAGACUGUAUCGCAACACGUCGUUAUUUAGAUCGACGUUGUGUUACUCUACAUUUACCAUUCAUCGAAUCUGGUACAUUAGGUACAAAAGGUCAUGUACAAGUUGUUUUACCUCAUCUCACUGAAUCAUACAAUAGUCAAUUAGAUAAUGAUGAUGAUAGUAACCCUUUAUUGAACAACAACAACAACAAUGAUGGCGGUGGCGGCAACAAUCAUUUGAAUUCAAUUCCAUAUUGUACAUUGAAAUCAUUUCCUACUUUACCAGUGCAUUGUAUUGAAUGGGCACGUGAAAAAUUCGCUAGUCAAUUCACAUUGAAACCAAUGAAAUUACAAACAUUUUUACAAGCUUGGAGUAUUGAACACUGCCAACAAUCUGUCGACAAUCAGCCUCACUGUCAUAAUAAUAAUAAUAAUAAUAAUAAUAAUAAUAAUAAUAAUAAUAAUAAUGGACACAAUUCACAACAGCACCAAAAAACACAUCAAUUGAUAUCAGAUUUAACAUUUUUACUCAAUCUAUGCAACGAAACGAAGCAUGAUACUCCGACCAGUACUACUGCUACACAUACUACUAAUAAUAAUCAUAGUAGUAGUAGUAGUAGUAACGUGAUCAUCACAUCAGAAUUAUACGGAAAUGAUAGAAUAUUGAUGAAAUAUUGGAUUGAACGCAUAAAUUCAUUGCAUGAUCAAUUCCAACCAACUCUUGGUCGAUUUUUAUGCUCACGUCCAUGUACAUGGCAUCAAUGUCUGCUAUUGGCUCGUGAUAAAUUUCAACAUUAUUUUAAUCAUAAAGCUCGUCAAUUAUUACAUACUUUCCCAAUUGAUACCAAAUUAUCUGAUGGAACAUUAUUUUGGCAAUUCCCCAAACGUCCACCGAAACCAAUUGAAUUCUCUAUUACAGAUCCUUUACAUCAGCUAUUUGUCAUCAGUUAUGCACGUCUUUUAGCUGCACAAUUAUCAAUCACAAUACCAUCAUCACAAUUGUAUUUCACUUCGUCAACCACUGCCGCCCCGUCUACACCAGAUAUUUUCAAUCAUUUAAACUAUGGAUCAAUGGAAGUAGUGAAUUAUCUUCAAGAAAUAUUUGUAAAUUAUUCUCCUCCAGUAUUUACUCCAUCCAACAAACACAUUGUAAUUGAUGAGAAUGAAAUGAAACCUCAACAGACAACCACCACUACCACCUUCAAUUGGACGCCAACAAUGUCGUCCUCGUCAAAAGAUCAUAAUGAUUCGACUGUUCAGUCAAUGAAAACAAUCAUUUUCAAUAACUGCGCACUCAAUGAAGCUGAUGAGAAUGUUGAUGUGACAAUGAAAGAAAUUUGUUUAAAUGAAUCAUUUUUAAAAAUGUGUAAAACAAUCUUGGACAGUUUAAAUGAAUCAGAGAAAUUUAAAGCAAUUUCUUCAUGUCAAUCAGUAACUUUUGAAAAAGAUAACGAUAACUUGGCACAUGUCGAUUUCGUUAUGUCAGCUGCAAAUUUACGUGCUACCAUGUAUAAUCUACCAAUUACACCACGUCAUAUUGUUAAACGUAUCGCUGGACGAAUAGUACCAGCUAUAGCGACAACAACUGCUACUGUCGCUGGAUUAGUCUGUUUAGAAUUGUUGAAAUAUGUCGUGAUCAACAACAAUCCCCACGGCGAUGAUGAUGACGAUGAUGUUGACGUUAGUUCUGAGAAUCAACCAACUAAAACAAUCACCACCAUCAAUCAGUGUGAACAACGCGUAACAACAACUUAUUUACAGCAUAAAAAUAGUUUUUUAAAUUUAGCUCUACCAAUGAUGGUGUUUAGUGAACCAGGACUGUGUAGAAGAACACGUUUACCAAAUGGAAAAUUCUUCACUUUAUGGGAUUGUUGGCAUAUUCAACCAUGUAAACCAAUUGAUCAAUAUCGAUUAGUGGAUUUUAUUGAUCAAAUUAAAAAUGAUUACAAUCUUACGGCUAGUUUAAUUACUCAAGGCAAUCGAAUGGUGUAUAUGCGUCAUUUUCCAAUGCAUAAAUCACGUUUAAAUGAAAUUUUCAUCAAUCUAUUGAAUUAUUCUCGAACAACUGGUGAUGAUGAUGAUGAUGAUGAUGCCGACGACGACGAUUACAUCGACUUGAUGGUCGCUUAUGAAUAUGAUCAAAUCGAUCGAAACACAAAUGUUCAUAACAAUAAUAAGGAUUGUAUUCAAGGUCCUACAAUACGUUUUCAUGUAUAACUACCAUUGGUUAUUCUCCUCUUCUUUCUUUCUGGACUAUAGAAAAUAAAAAAGCCAAAAUACUCUAUGGAUGAUGUAUUUGACGAUUCUCUCUAUUUCUAUCAUGUCUGUGCAACAAUACACACUACUCUCAUGUAAUUCAUCUUAGUAGUACGUACUGGCGUGUGUGUUUGUGUGUGUGUGACGGUGCGCUUGUACAUGUAAUUUUGGUUUUUCAUCUCAGCUGACUUCUUUUGGUCGUAGUGGAAGUAGUAGUAGUAGUACACAUAUACACCAGUUGACAUGAUUUAAUUGUUCCAGUGUUGAUUGUUUCUUUUUUUCUCUCUAAAUGACAUAUGUAAGUUGAGAUGAAUUUAUUUUGUCUAGGUAAAAAUGCCACACCCUAAAUGCAAAAAAUGAUGACAUUCCUUCAUUUAUAUUUCCUCUCUGUCUGUGUACAUCUCUCUCUCUCUCUUAAUGAAUGAUGAUUGUGAUAAAUAUUUCUAUGCAAAAGUAAAAUUUAAAAUUCUGAUUCAUAAUGUCUGUGGAUUUGCAUCAGAAAUUAAACAAAAAAACAAAAUAUGAUCCAUUCGAAUAGUGCGCUUGACAAAAAAUGUCGACCUCGAUUCAUUCAUUUAAACAAUGAAAUCAAAUAUUGAUCAUUGAUCAAACAACGCAAACAACACAAUGGGAUCGCAACAUGACUCAUAUAAUCAGUUAUGGAUAAUUAAUCUAAAUGUAUUCACCAUAUCGUCGUCUAUAUUGAACACAUUGAAUGUUUUAUGAGUAUAAAGUUUUCUUGUUCUAUUAUUAGUAAUGUACAUAGUGUACUAACAGAUUCUCAUGCUACUUAAAUGGAUUGAUUACUCUGACUUGACAAAUCAGAAUUGUACACAUGUGAAUCAGUGUUUGUUUGUUUGUUUCAAUAUUGAACACGUGUUUAUUUGCACUUGGUUUUUUUCUUCAAUUUUUCUGUCUUGUAUUUUGUACACCUCAUGUGUACACAUGAGGUGUACGUACACACAACAUGAUGUUGUUAUUUGAUUGGCUUACAUAAAUAAUCUCAUGAAAAUAUUUUGUGUGUGUAAUUUCGGCAAUGAGUGAUGUGAACUGUGAUUAGCCGUUGAACAUGGGGACAAACAAGGGAUCAUUGAGUCUACAUACAGACGAACUACUGAACAUGUGAUUUUUUUCUCUUCUGUUAAUGCAUUGUGUAUGGACGAUUGUAGUUGUAUGGAAUAAAAUAUUGUUUUCUGUUUUCACAUA